GGCACGGCCUGGCCGCCCCGCCCGCCCGCGUUGCCAGGGGAGCGGCGAUGCCGCCGCCAUGAGCAGGAAGAGGCAGCGGCAGCAGCUGGCGGACUCGCUGGGCCGAUCCGCCAAGCACUUUAAUAAACGCGAAGUGGAAUGUCUGAUCAAGCUCUUCGACACGCUGGUGGCCGAGUCCAGCAGCCGCUUUGCUGCAGCUGGCUUUGACCGUAACAUGUUCAGAGACACCCUGCACAGCGCGUUUGGCAUGACGGAUGACAUGAUCAUGGACAGAGUGUUCCGCACUUUUGAUAAAGACAACGAUAGCUGCAUCAAUGUGGUGGAAUGGGUGGAAGGCUUAUCAGUAUUUCUUCGGGGGACAUUGGAAGAAAGGAUUAAAUACUGUUUUGAGGUUUACGACCUGAAUGGUGAUGGAUACAUUUCGAGAGAGGAAAUGUUCCAAAUGCUGAAAAACAGCCUUCUCAAACAACCAUCAGAAGAAGAUCCUGAUGAGGGAAUUAAGGACUUGGUAGACAUAGCACUGAAGAAAAUGGACUAUGAUCAUGAUGGCAAGCUUUCUUUUAUGGACUUUGAAAAAGCAGUCAGAGAUGAAAAUCUUCUGUUAGAAGCCUUUGGACCGUGUUUGCCAGACAUAAAGAGCAGUAUGGCAUUUGAACAGAAGACUUUCCAGGAAGCUCGUAAACUGUAACUCCAAGUGGAAUACUGUUAAACCAGAUACAAGUACAACACUGGAGUCAGCAGGACUACCUGCAAAGUUACAGUGCCGCCCCAUGUGGAAAACAAGUGUAGUUUGCUAAAAAUCAUUUAGGACCAUGCACUGACAUUUAUACUUUCUAAAGUGUAGUGUAAGAGGUAUGGAGUAGAAUGGCCUGC
Messenger RNA from Aquila chrysaetos chrysaetos, 873 nucleotides. It is a transcript of the gene CLXN, whose product is annotated as EF-hand calcium binding domain 1. The record is from RefSeq and is a predicted model, not a curated record. Bases 59 to 688 code for a protein of 209 amino acids. Gene Ontology annotation, molecular function: calcium ion binding. Lineage: Eukaryota; Metazoa; Chordata; Aves; Accipitriformes; Accipitridae. The transcript has 7 exons.